AUUCUUGAAUGUGAUUUUUAUGUCUAAAACAUUCGUUUGAUUCUCAACAUGCACAUUUUAAGGGUUAGAGAAAGGUAUUUAUGAAAAGAUGGGGAUAGUUCCUGGAUCCGGAAUGAGUCACUCGUCAAGCACCUUCCCUCCUCUUCAGCAGAAUUCGUUGCUGGAGUGCUUGGAAACCUUCACAUUCCAAUCUCUCUCUCUCUCUGCAGUGCGGGUUGUCACUUUGCGGUAUUUCUAAAAUGCUGCUCUUACUUUACAGGGGCCUGAGUGUCAUGGAACAGGGAGGCAAGCGGCCCUGCCUCCGCUUGGCCAACGGACGCGUCAACAGCGGGACGGAAGAGCAAGGGGCGGAGGUGAUGGUUCCGCCCCUGUGUCGCCACGACUCUAUAAAGAUAUCCAUCGACAACACCAACACAUGCACAGACUCGGUGGUGACGGCGCUCGGCGACCCUGUCAACGACUACAUCACUCCGGAGAUCAACUUCAGGAAGGAAAAAGUUCUUCGGAACGCAUUACCUCGUGACUGGAGAGAGGAAGCGGAAGGUGAUUCCUUGUACGGGACCCCGAAAGAGGAAUUGGGCCCCGUGAUCGGCGAGGCGAAGGCCUCCUUCAUGCGGAGUCAGCUGGAGGCCCUCUUUCAACCCUCCGACAACAAGUUGGCCAUGAAACUGUUCGGCAGCAAGAAGGCCCUUAUGAAGGAGAGGAUACGACAGAAGGCGGCCGGCCACUUCGUCAUACAUCCCUGCAGCAAGUUCAGAUUAUACUGGGAUUUGUGUAUGCUGUUCUUCUUGGUCGCCAAUCUGAUCGUUCUGCCUGUAGCAAUCUCCUUUUUCAACGACGAUCUGUCCAUCCGGUGGAUUGCCUUCAAUUGCCUCUCGGACACCGUCUUCCUGCUGGACAUUCUCGUCAAUUUCCGAACGGGUAUCAUGAACCAAGACAACUCGGAGCAGGUGAUAUUGGAUCCGAGCCUGAUCGCUCGGCACUACCUUCGCACGUGGUUCUUUCUGGACCUAAUCAGCUCCAUCCCGCUGGAUUACAUCUUCCUCAUCUUCAAUCAGGACUAUCAGGAGAACGUCCAGUUGCUGCACGCAGGACGGGCGCUGCGCAUCCUCCGACUCGCGAAGAUGCUGUCCUUGCUCAGGCUGCUCAGGCUCUCCCGACUUGUCCGAUACGUCAGUCAGUGGGAAGAAGUAUACUUCCUGAACAUGGCAAGCGUGUUCAUGAAGAUAUUCAACUUAAUCUGCAUGAUGUUGCUGAUUGGUCACUGGAGUGGAUGCCUUCAGUUCCUGGUGCCAAUGUUACAAGGAUUCCCGCCCAACUCUUGGGUCGCCAUCAACGAACUACAGCAUGCCUUCUGGCUUGAGCAGUAUUCUUGGGCUCUUUUCAAAGCAAUGUCUCACAUGCUGUGCAUCGGCUAUGGGAGGUUUCCGCCACAGAGUAUUACCGACAUGUGGCUCACCUUACUCAGCAUGAUCAGCGGCGCCACUUGUUACGCUCUUUUCCUUGGUCACACCACCAACCUCAUACAAUCGCUCGACUCCUCCAGGAGGCAAUACAGAGAAAAGCUAAAACAAGUAGAAGAGUAUAUGGCUUAUAGAAAGUUACCCAGGCAACUUCGACAUCGAAUCACAACUUAUUUCGAGCACAGGUAUCAGGGGAAAUUCUUCGAUGAAGAAGAAAUACUAAACGAACUGUCCGAAAGGCUAAGAGAGGAUGUGAUAAAUUAUAAUUGCCGGUCUUUGGUAGCAUCGGUUCCUUUCUUCGCAAACGCAGAUCAAAACUUUGUGAAUGAUGUGGUGACGAAGCUGAAAUACGAAGUGGUCCAACCGGGUGACGUCAUCAUCAAGGAGGGAACGCUCGGCACCAAAAUGUACUUCAUCCAAGAAGGCAUAGUGGACAUCGUUAUGAGCAACGGCGACGUCGCAACCAGCCUCUCCGAUGGAUCUUACUUCGGAGAGAUCUGCCUGCUGACGAACGCCAAGCGCGUGGCGAGCGUCCGCGCCGAGACGUACUGCAACCUGUUCUCUCUGUCUGUGGAGCACUUCAACGCCGUCCUCAACAUGUACCCGCUGAUGCGCCGCACCAUGGAGUCGAUCGCGGCCGAGCGCCUCAACAAGAUCGGCAAGAACCCGAGCCUGAUCUCGAACCGCGAGGACCUGCAGCACGACCUGAAGGCCGUGAACGCGCUCCUCCUCUCGAGCCACGAGCGGCGCCCGCGCUACUCGGACGACAGCAGCUCGGACGACAGCGUCUACGACCGCCUGCCGCCCGCCUUCCGCGGCAGGAAGCUCAAGAAGCACUCCAUCGCCAUGGCCGUCUCCAAGACGCUGCGCCACGCCUUGCCGCGCCCCAAGUCCGAGAGCUGCUUCAACCACUGGGAGCAGCAGGGGGCGCCCGGAUCCAGCUUCCUUCAGCGCUCGGAGACGUUCUACCAGUCGACGAGCCUGGCGCCGCCCCCGCCGGACACCGCGCAGCCCCGGCCCUGA
Messenger RNA from Uloborus diversus, 2486 nucleotides. RefSeq names its product potassium/sodium hyperpolarization-activated cyclic nucleotide-gated channel 2-like. Lineage: Eukaryota; Metazoa; Arthropoda; Arachnida; Araneae; Uloboridae. Gene Ontology annotation, cellular component: membrane. Gene Ontology annotation, biological process: transmembrane transport; potassium ion transport. The record is from RefSeq and is a predicted model, not a curated record. The coding region runs from base 240 to 2486 and encodes 748 amino acids. The transcript is spliced from 11 exons. Gene Ontology annotation, molecular function: voltage-gated potassium channel activity.